This is a messenger RNA of Opisthocomus hoazin, 198 nucleotides long. The record is from RefSeq and is a predicted model, not a curated record. NCBI's taxonomy places the organism in Eukaryota, Metazoa, Chordata, Aves, Opisthocomiformes, Opisthocomidae.
AUGGGGCUCCUCUCGUGUCCUGGAGCCGUUGCCAGCAUCCCGCCGGCCUGCCACAAGUAUGGUGUGCCUGGAUGUCCGAGGAACUACAAUCCGGUUUGUGGGACCGACGGAGAGACCUACUCAAACGAGUGCGUGCUCUGCCUUUCGAACAGUGAGAAUAAGAAGGAUGUCCAAAUUUUCAAGAUGGACAGAUGCUGA